GUUCGGGAUCCAAUGCCCGCUGUUUAUUUCUUCCUGAUAGAUGUUUCCAUGAAUGCCAUACAGACUGGUGCAACUGCAGCUGCUUGCAGUGCGAUCAGCCAAGUUAUUUCUGAUCUCCCUGAUGGUCCUCGGACAUUGGUUGGAGUUGCUACAUUCGACUCAACUAUCCACUUUUACAAUCUCAAGCGUGCAUUGCAGCAGCCAUUGAUGCUAAUAGUCCCUGAUGUCCAAGACGUUUACACCCCCCUUCAGACUGAUGUUAUUGUGCAGCUGUCGGAGUGCCGUCAACACCUAGAGCUUCUCCUGGAAAGCAUCCCAACUAUGUUCCAGAACAACAGGACUGCUGAUUCAGCUUUUGGUGCUGCUGUCAAGGCUGCUUUCUUGGCAAUGAAAAGCACUGGAGGCAAACUUCUUGUGUUUCAAUCAGUGCUGCCAUCUACUGGUAUUGGAGCCCUUUCUGCUAGAGAGGCUGAAGGAAGAACCAAUGUAUCAGCUGCAGAAAAGGAGGCUAACAAGUUACUCCAGCCAGCCGACAAAAAUCUGAAGACAAUGGCCAUUGAGUUUGCUGAGUAUCAGGUCUGUGUUGACGUGUUUCUCACAACUCAAUCUUAUGAAGACAUUGCCUCCAUUUCAGUCAUUCCUAGGACCACUGGUGGGCAGGUGUAUUACUAUUUCCCGUUUUCUGCUCUUGCUGAUACUGCCAAGCUAUACAAUGAUCUUCGAUGGAAUAUCACUAGGCCCGAAAGGUUUGAGGCAGUAAUGCGUGUAAGAUGUAGUCAGGGAAUUCAAGUUCAGGAGUACGCUGGCAAUUACUGCAAAAGAAUUCCAACAGAUGUUGAUCUACCUGCG
This is a messenger RNA of Capsicum annuum, 849 nucleotides long. Its product is annotated as protein transport protein Sec24-like CEF. The transcript is spliced from 10 exons. The annotation marks the transcript as partial. Gene Ontology annotation, molecular function: zinc ion binding; SNARE binding. The record is from RefSeq and is a predicted model, not a curated record. Gene Ontology annotation, cellular component: endoplasmic reticulum exit site; COPII vesicle coat. NCBI's taxonomy places the organism in Eukaryota, Viridiplantae, Streptophyta, Magnoliopsida, Solanales, Solanaceae. Gene Ontology annotation, biological process: COPII-coated vesicle cargo loading; intracellular protein transport; endoplasmic reticulum to Golgi vesicle-mediated transport.